AUGAUACCAAAAUUUAGAGCCACGACAGAACUGUUUCUAACCAAACAGACCCUAAAAAAGACUACCUUUUUCCCUCUCAUAAAGCCUCGGCAAAAUCUCACAUCUGCGUAUCAACAAAGCAAAUCGUCAAUGGCGGAACCCAAGACCAAAUACGAUCGUCAGCUCAGAAUUUGGGGCGAGCAAGGGCAAGCAGCCCUCGAGAAAUCAAGCAUAUGCUUGUUGAACUGUGGGCCCACCGGCUCGGAAACUCUGAAAAAUCUGGUGCUCGGCGGUGUUGGGAGUAUCACGGUUGUUGAUGGCUCUAAAGUUGAGCUUGGAGACCUGGGGAAUAAUUUCAUGGUGGAUGAAUCGAGUGUCGGUCAAUCGAAGGCGAAGACUGUGUGUGCUUUUCUAGAGGAGUUAAAUGAUGCAGUGAAGGCAAAAUUUAUUGAGGAAUAUCCAGAAAAAAUAAUCGAAUCCAACCCCUCAUUUUUUUCGCAAUUUACGUUGGUAGUUGCCACGCAGCUCGUUGAACAUUCCAUGGUGAAGUUGGAUAGAAUAUGCCGUGAUUCAAACGUCAUGCUUAUAUUUGCACGCUCUUAUGGGCUCACUGGUUUGGUUCGGAUCAGUGUGAAGGAACAUGCGGUGAUUGAAUCAAAGCCUGAUCAUUUUCUGGACGAUCUGCGGCUUAAUAACCCGUGGCCAGAACUCAGGAGAUUUGCAGAAACAAUAGAUCUGGAUACAUCUGAUCCUGUCGUUCAUAAACACACUCCAUAUGUUAUCAUUCUCAUUAAGAUGGCAGAUGAGUGGGCUAAAACACAUAAUGGGAACCUUCCUUCAACGAGGGAAGAGAAAAAAGUGUUUAAGGAUUUAAUUAAGGCCAAGAUGAUUGCAUCUGAUGAAGACAACUACAAAGAAGCCAUUGAAGCUUCCUUCAAAGUUUUUUCUCCUCGAGGAAUUAGUCCAGAGCUACUUCAGAUUAUUAGUGACAGCUGCGCUGAAGUUAAUUCUAAUUCAUCCGAUUUUUGGGUGUUGGUGGCAGCCCUAAAGGCUCCUCUGGAGGGAGCGAUGCCUGAUAUGACAUCUUCUACUGAGUUAUAUGUCAACCUGCAAAAGAUAUACCAGGCAAAGGCCGAAGCUGAUUUUCUUGUCAUGGAGACAUACAUGAGGAAAAUAUUAAAGAAGAUAGGUAGAGAUCCCGAUAGCAUCCCAAAGGCAACCAUAAAAAGUUUCUGCAAAAAUGCUCGGAAACUUAAGGUACGCAGAUACCGUUCUAUUGAGGAUGAGUACAGUUCUCCGGUUCAACAGGAGUUGCAAAAGUAUCUAACAGAUGAAGAUUACAGUAUGGCUGUUGGAUUUUAUAUCCUUCUACGAGCGGUAGACCGUUUUGCUGCAAACUACAACAGUUUCCCUGGGCAAUUUGACGGUGAGACAGAUGAGGAUAUUUCUAGAUUGAAAACGACAGCUGUUGCCUUACUUAAUGAUUUGGGUUGCAAUGGAUCGACCUUGACCGAGGACCUUAUUAACGAGAUGUGCCGUUAUGGUGCCUCAGAGCUUCAUGCUGUGGCCGCCUUUAUUGGAGGAAUAGCAUCACAGGAGGCGAUUAAGCUCAUCACGCGACAAUUUGUUCCGCUGAGCGGGACUUUUAUCUUCAACGGUGUUGAUCACAAGUCGCAGUUGUUAUUACUUUAGGCUUACUAGCAGCGGGAAGAUCGAGCUUUUUCUGUUAACGGCACUUCAAAUAGAGGCUCUUGCCGAAACUUUUUCAUAUCAAACUGCUAAAAAUGCAUUCGGCAUUGUCAAACAAGGUAUCCUACUUCUCUCAAGUGGCUUUAGAACGCAUAAUGUUUGCGGGAGUUUUGUACAUUGAGAGUUUGGAUAUAUACUUAACGAGCGUUGAUGAUCUUCUAUUGUGCGAGUUCUUGUACUCUUGAAAUUUUUAACGACUUGCCAUUAUAAGCGUCUCGUGUAGAAUUAGCAGUUGUCAGUGUAAACAGUGAAUCCUUGAAAUCUUAUAUCAGUUCCCCUGAUUUUGUUAUUUGGACCAAGCUUUUGAUCUCAAAUCAACUGUAAGUUUGUAACACGUCAAACUCAUAUAGAUGACAUUUGCAGGUUCAUAAACUUGCUCCCUCAUCCUUACAGGACCAAAGUACAAUUAAGCCUAAUAAUCAUAAUAAAAGAUAGAUUAGUUUUUCUUAA
Messenger RNA from Striga asiatica, 2178 nucleotides. NCBI's taxonomy places the organism in Eukaryota, Viridiplantae, Streptophyta, Magnoliopsida, Lamiales, Orobanchaceae. The record is from the annotation of a GenBank genome assembly.